AUGGAUCCCGAAGGGAAUCCCGGACCUUAUAUGUGCAAUACCGAUGACGCCGGAGUCUCAAAUCCGGAGACUAACCAUUUUGAAUGUUUGUAUAAAAUGAGAGGUCUGUCCAAUGAAGAACUGAGGAAACGACGUCGUAUUUUCGAGGUGCAAAUAAGAAAGAAAAAACAGGAUGACUUCUUGAACAGCAAGAGAAGGCUGGAUAGCGACGAAGUGGAGUUUACGCUUGCUGAUGACUGUUGUAUUAUUCCGAAAUCAGUGCUCGACAUGAUAAAAAGCGGAAACUUCCAGAACGAAUCCGUUGGCUUGAAGUUCCUCCGUUCAAAGAUUUCUGAGAGCUCCGAGGACGUUAAUUGCAUGUCGAGUUUGGGUGACAUAUCGUUGAUUUCUCAACUUACACGUCUGCUCAUACGUGGAGAUGAGGAGCUGGUGGACGAUGUCUCAUGGAUACUUGUAAAUAUGUUCCGCCGCCACGAAAAACUGCCAUUCAUCGACGAUGCCCGUGGGAAAGUCCUUCCCACUUUUUGCGACCUCAUAAGACGGACCACAUCUUCCUCCAACGGUAUUCCUUUGCAUAUGGAGAACUCCGUACUUUCGCAGCUUUUAUGGUCGAUUGCCACUCUAGCCGAAGUAUCCGUUGCGAGCAGGAAUUUCGUCAUUGCUGGUGGUGUGGUGCAGGACAUUCUCCAUAUAGCCUCCAAGAACAAGAAACUUGUAAUUCUCCGACAUAUAAUGUUUCUUAUUGCGGUUCUCUUCACAGACAUCCAAGAGUUCACGCCUGAUAUCAUCGAGUUACUUCCACUUUUACCUCUUGUAUGUCGUCAGCUAUCUUCUGAAGAUGGUACAAUACAAUCAGAUGCCGUUCGAGCUUGCAUGCUCAUGUCGGAAAGCAUAGAUUUUUUCGGGCCAAUGGCAGAUGCCGGUAUCAUGAGAAAACUAGCACAGAUGACAUCGUCUUGCUCAUCGUAUGUAAUUCUUGGAGUACUUCGUUCAAUCGCAAACAUCAUUCAAGAGACAUCUGCUUUCACUCACGAUAUGGUAAAUGAGGGCCUUCUGACCAAUAUUCUUCCGCUUAUGUCACGCAGUGCAACAAUGCGAGAAGCUUGCUUUCUGGUGAGCAACAUUGCCGCAGAAGGUGGAGACAUGCUGCAAGCGGUCUUGGAUGCUGGUGUGCUCAAAGAAAUAUCAAGUUUAUUGGAAAUGGCAGAUUACGAGACACGUAAAGAGGCAUUCUACAUAAUGUAUCAUGCGGCAACGUCCAAUCGAUCUUGUCAUCUGGCGGCUCUCCUCGGAGCUGAUUUACUAGCCCCACUGUGUGAUUUUCUGACAGUUUUGGAGCACUCUCUUGUGGCUGACGUUAUGGAAGCACUAUCGUCACUGCUCGCUUAUGGAGAAGAGCUCGCCAUGGGAUUAGCAGACUUCUUGAACCCUGUCGCUACUCGAAUGGAGGAACUAGGAGCCAAAGAUAAACUAGAAUUUCUCUGUGAUAGUCACUCGAUGAACAUACAUGUAGCAGCCCACGAAAUACUGGAAAGGUACUUUUACUCAUACGACGAGAACGAGAUGACGACACAACUAGCAGUUUCCAUGCCGCCUUAUUCUGGAGUUUCGACACGGGAUUCCAUGGAUGAGACUAUUGAUAUGAUUGUUAAAAGUGUAUGUCUUUAA
Molecule: messenger RNA, 1668 nt
Organism: Cooperia oncophora
Lineage: Eukaryota; Metazoa; Nematoda; Chromadorea; Rhabditida; Trichostrongylidae
Source: the annotation of a GenBank genome assembly